Messenger RNA from Drechmeria coniospora, 819 nucleotides. RefSeq lists its product as uncharacterized. Gene Ontology annotation, molecular function: protein-folding chaperone binding; protein folding chaperone. The transcript has 3 exons. Lineage: Eukaryota; Fungi; Ascomycota; Sordariomycetes; Hypocreales; Ophiocordycipitaceae. The record is from RefSeq and is a predicted model, not a curated record. Gene Ontology annotation, cellular component: nucleus; cytoplasm. Bases 1 to 819 code for a protein of 272 amino acids.
AUGGCGACAGGCGCCCCGCCCGAUUACUGUAAGCCUGUCAUGACCUUCGUUGCUGAUAGUCGUCUGAUCUCCUCCCCCCCCCGCCCAGAUGCGAUCCUCGACAUCGGAGAGAGUGCGACGGCACAGCAGGUUCGAGAUGCCUACAAGCGCGCCGCGCUGAAAUCUCACCCCGAUCGAGUCCCCAUCAACUCUCCCGAACGCCCUGCUCGCACACGCAAGUUCCAGCUCAUCAACGACGCAUACUACACCCUCUCCGACACCGGCCGCCGGCGCGAAUACGACGCACAGCGCAAACUCUUCCCAGGCUCCAGCCGCAAAAGCACAAAGGCGACGCCGCCGGCAGAUGAUGACCCCUUCGCAGAGUACGACGACGACACCGCCGACGAGGAGAUACCAACACAGGGUGCCGGCCCUGGAUCCGGGGGCGCCAAUGCCUUCUCCUGGGCCUGGAACUUUUUCUCCAACCGCUCCGGUGGUCCUCCCCAGGGCGAUCGCCGCCAGACCGAGAACGCCCAAUUCAGCGAUGUGUUCGAGGAGAUGAUGCGCGAGGAGGGCCUCGCCGAGGACGACGGCACAAAUCGCCCCACGAGCAAGUUCUGGAGCGUCGUUGGUGGCCUGAGCGGCGGCGCACUUGGCUUCAUAGUCGCCAACGUUCCCGGCCUGGUCGCUGGCGCCGUCGCCGGCAACAGGCUCGGUGCCGUCCGAGAUGCCAAGGGAAAGAGCGUAUAUGCCGUCUUCCAGGAGCUUCCGCAGGACGAUAAAGCGAGGCUAUUGAGUCAACUGGCUGCCAGAGUGUUCAGCCACGUGGUGAGUGCGUAA